Molecule: messenger RNA, 1637 nt
Organism: Alosa sapidissima (American shad)
Lineage: Eukaryota; Metazoa; Chordata; Actinopteri; Clupeiformes; Clupeidae
Gene: leap2
Product: liver-expressed antimicrobial peptide 2
Exons: 3
Coding region: 56-328 (90 amino acids)
Biological process (GO): defense response to bacterium; antimicrobial humoral immune response mediated by antimicrobial peptide
Molecular function (GO): metal ion binding
Source: RefSeq, a predicted model, not a curated record
UGGUUUCUGGACAGCCCCACAUACACACUCCCAGCGAUCACCUACUCGACUCAACAUGCAGGAGCAAAGCCACAUCUGCAGAAUGACAUUCACAUGGUGCCUGAUCACAUUGUUGAUCCUCCAGCAGGUGUCUGCUGGUCCGGUGCUACAGCCAAACAACCCAGCUGGGUCUGUUCGGAGUGUUCCAAAGCGUGUUGCCCGCAUGACACCUUUAUGGAGAAUCAUGGGUACCAAGCCAUUUGGAGCGUACUGCCAGAACAACUAUGAGUGUUCAACAGGAACCUGCAGGAAGGGUCAUUGCUCAUUCAACCACUCUGUUCAGUCUUAGAAGUGUGAAUCUCUUGAAUCAUCUCUAUGUUUGAACAGCUUCUCCUUAAAAAGACGAAGGAUACAGUUCUAACAAUCAUUUAAUGAAAUGACAUGUAAUGAGAUGUUUCAUAUACUGGCAGAAAUAUGACAGAAGAUUGAUACCAACUAUUGAUAUGACUAUACAAUGCACAAGAAAAAGAGCUGGGUUUUGCACAGUUAGUUAUCAACUUAUACUCUCAACCAUAUUUAUAGCGGACAGGUUAUAGCUAUCAAACAUGUAUCCUGUUCAUAGAUAAGUACUGUAUCAAACAAGUGCCUGCAUUUUUAUUUUUCUGACAUAAACUAAUAACCUUGUGAAAAAUGAUCAACAUGCACGAUUAGAAGAAUGACACUAAGGGUAUUUUUGUGGAAAACACUUUGUAAAUGACAAAUGAGCAAGUUCGGUUGAUGUAAUACAGGAAGAUACAUACUGUAAGUCUUGGGUUUCAUCAGACUUAGUGGGUCUGUUUGCAUGUUGGACUUGCAGUUAAAUGUGAGAACGUACCGUCCAAAGAACAGAGUUCAAACCUGAGUGUCAGUGAACCAGAGUUGUGGCGACUGGUGAGAAUUGAAAAUGUAGUUUAAGAGAAAAGGAACAAAGACGUUUUGCAAGGGCUAAGUGAAUUGGAGUAUUAAAACAUAUUUGCACAUCUUUUUAUUUUGGAGCUACCAGUUUUUGUAACUUUCAUAUUUUUUUAUAUCCAUAGUUUUUCACAAUUCCCUCAUUGUUUCAUGAGGAAAGCUUAUUUGAUCUAUCCUUACAAUUAUGUAUAGACCCUUUCAAGAGUUCCAUUAUCAACAUCAUAAUUGGCCCCACAAGGCUUCCGUUUUAACAUUCCAUAUGUUAUCUUAAUGCAGAGGAAGUAGAUUGGGAAACCAAAUAGAACGUUCAAGCAUUGUUUUUGUUUUUAUUGUUGAAAGGGUCUAUAUUAUACUGUGACCCCACCCCAAACUACCCCAAUUGUUCUGCACACAAUAAUGUGAUAUCGGAUUGCAUCCAUAAUUUCAGGUUUGCUCUUCUUGCAUUCCUUAAACAAAGAUAAUACCUUUUCUGUUACUUGUUAACAGUCUAACAGUGAUGUACCCAUGUAUUACAAUGUUUGUUUUAUUUUAGUAUUGUUAUUAUAUUACCUUUAGAAAAUAGACAUGUCAAAAUAGACAUCACAUUUUCUGAAGCCUUAUUUGUAUGAUUGUCCUUUCAGUACUGUAAACCUGAAUAGUGCAUGUAGCAUCUAGCAUGAAUAUUUAAACCUCAAUAAAACACCCAACACCCAAUGGGACCAGAGCAA